UCGUUUCAAUUAUCUGUUUGUCCGAAGUUUUUUUUCUGCGUGGCUUUUGAGUAUAUUUGAUUAGCCCUUGUGCUGAUUGCCUGAUUAAUAAGUUUCUGCUGAAAACGCAGAGGUUGAUUUCUGUUUCAUGGCAAUUGCAUACUGCAUUCAACUGGGAAAAGGACUCAAGAUAGAGAUAAUUGGCAUGAACCAAAGAAGCUUUACUCUCAGCAUAUGCAGGUUUCUUUUUCAAAAUCCACACGCUCAUCGGUAGCAAGCCAAUUACUUAGCAGCCACCAAGUGACAUUCCCUGACCAAUAAGAAGCUCCAAAUGGGUCGGGUGCUGAUUUCUUAUGGUACGUCUCAGUUCCCUAUUUGGAUCUUCCACUUAUAGUCGAUGAAACCGAAUAAAAAGGUAACACCAGAAAUAGACAUGGUUGUUCUGUGGUGGUCAUAGAGGUGAUUCUAUCUAUAGCCCAAAUCUGCUUGUCCAGCUUUGUCGGGGGAAGACUUGGUUGUUGGCAAAUUGUAGCCGUUGCCAUCUCCGGAACAAACCCCCCUAAAUUUGUGCCCAACGUACAACUGUAUGCACAGCCAAAUUUUGUGCUUUUCAAUGAGAACCAUCAAUCCCAUGGCUAAAAAAUUGGAGGACCUCCAUCAUCUCCUUCCCAAGAACCUCCAUAUAACACCCUCAACCCCCCAUUAGAACUUCUAUAAGCAGCCUUGGGCCUGUCCAAGGAGGUCUCCUUGUCUAACCCUCAAAAGAUGAAGGCCUUCGGCUGCUUCCUUCUCUUCUCUCUCCUCCUAUCUUCGUUUUCGUCUCUCUCUUCGACUGCUCAAGAGAUUGAUGUUCAAUUAAAAUUUGAAAACUUGAGGCUCAAGAGGGCCUACAAGGCUCUCCAGGCAUGGAAAAACUCUAUUUUCUCCGACCCAUUCAACAUGACUGAAAGUUGGGUUGGACCCGAUGUGUGUUCCUAUUAUGGUGUUUUCUGUUCUCCAGCGCUAGAUGACCCCUCGUUGAGCGUUGUUGCCGGGAUUGAUAUUAACCACGGUGACAUUGCCGGGCAUCUACCUCCUGAACUAGAGCUCUUGACGGACAUUGCCUUGUUCCACAUUAACUCAAACAGGUUCUGUGGAAUCAUCCCAGAGGGCUUCAACAAGCUCCACCUCCUAAAAGAAUUAGACGUUAGCAACAACCGCUUUGUUGGUCCAUUCCCGAAGGUCGUUUUGGCUAUUCCAAGCCUAGUGUACCUUGAUCUCAGGUAUAAUGAUUUUGAAGGGCCGUUGCCCCCGGAACUAUUCGAGCUGGAGUUGGACGCGUUGUUUCUCAACAACAACCGGUUCACCUCCACCAUCCCCGAAACUCUCGGCAAGUCGACUGUUUCAGUGGCGGUGUUCGCUAACAACAAGCUCAGCGGUUGCAUCCCAAAGAGCAUUGGUAACAUGGCAAACCUGAACGAGAUCAUUUUCUCUAACAACAGCCUGGGCGGUUGCGUGCCUAGUGAGAUCGGGCUACUAGCAAACGCGUCGGUCAUCGAUCUCAGCAGCAAUAAAUUCACGGGGGUGUUGCCAACGGGCUUUGGGGGCCUAAAGAUGGUUGAGGUCUUGGACUUCUCAAACAACAGGUUAACGGGAUUCGUUCCCGACACCAUUUGCACAUUGCCAAGCUUGAAGAACUUCACAUUGUCCGAAAACUAUUUCAAGAAAGAGGGUAAGGCGUGCUAUCCACCCCCGAAGCACAUGGCGUUUUAUGACGGAGGAAACUGUUUGGAGGGAAGGACGAACCAAAAGCCAGAGGGAACUUGCUUGCCUGUGGUUUCUAAGCCUGUUGAUUGCAGCAAGCAAUGUAGAGCUAAUCCUGAAAAUCCCGCCCCGGAGGAUCACCCCAAACCGAAACCACCAAAAAGUCAUAAUCACGUCCCACUAACACCGAAACCACAUCCACCAAAACCCACUCCAUCGCCACCUCAUAAUACCCCGUCAACACCGAAACCUCACCCUCCCACCCCAUCCGUCCCGACGCCUAACCCAACACCCAAACCUCACCCUCCCAUCCCAUCCAUCCCGACGCCCAACCCAACACCAAAACCUCACCCUCCCACCCCAUCUGUCCCGACGCCUAUCCCAACACCGAAACCUCACCCUCCCACCCCAUCCGUCCCAACGCCUAACCCAACACCAACACCAAAAGCAAACCCACCGCCUAAGGCCUCCAUUCCACCUCCUAAGGCUUCCGUUCCACCUCCUAAUCUUAAGCCACCAACCCCAUCCCCACCGGUUACUACCCCAUCAACACCAAAACCACUACCACCCUCACCUCCGGUUCCUGAACAUCCUACCCCAUCAAGCCCUACGCCAAAACCGUUCCCCAACCCCAAACCUGAUCCUCCACCUACAAUCAAGCCACCUACUCCAAAACCAUCCGUUGAACCUCCUAGACCUUCCGUUCCACCUCCUACAGUAAAGCCACCUACUUCAACGCCAUCUACCCCUCCACCCAAAACCUCAUCCCCUCCCCAACCACCAAAUACUAAUUACCCUCCACAUUCCAUUUCUAAGCCACCACCUCCAGUUCAGGCUCCCACUCCAGCUCCAACACCGGUUUUGUCAUCGCCUCCACCAGUUCAAACCCCACAACCACCGGUCCUUUCUCUUCCGCCACCAGUUCAAUCCCCACCACCAGUGGUCCACGCACUUCCACCACCGGUUCAAUCACCACCACCCCCAGUCCACUCUCCACCAGCUCUGGUUCAAUCCCCACCGCCCCCAGUCCACUCUCCACCACCUCCGGUCCACUCUCCUCCACCACCAGUUCAAUCCCCACCGCCCCCAGUCCAAUCCCCACCCCCACCGGUUCACUCUCCUCCACCACCAGUUCAAUCCCCACCGCCCCCAGUCCAAUUCCCACCGCCACCGGUUCAAUCCCCACCACCCCCGGUCCACUCUCCUCCACCGCCCGUUCACUCCCCACCCCCACCGGUCCACUCUCCUCCACCACCCGUUCACUCCCCACCACCACCGGUCCACUCUCCUCCACCGCCCGCUCAAUCCCCACCACCUCCAAUUUUCUCACCUCCACCACCCGUAUCCUCACCACCUCCUCCACUUCAUUCUCCUUCGCCACCUUUCCCCCCACCAGUUCAGUCCCCACCCCCACCUAUCUUCUCCCCACCACCUCCCGUCCACUCCCCACCACCUCCACUUCCCUCACCCCCACCACCAGCACAUUCUCCACCACCACCUGUCUUCUCCCCACCACCUCCCGUCCACUCCCCACCACCACCUGUCUUCUCCCCACCACCUCCUGUCCACUCCCCACCACCUCCACCAACUUUAUCUCCUCCUCCUCCUCCUACCCCUGUCCUAUCCCCACCGCCGCCAAGCUUCGACGACGUCGCCCUCCCGCCAAACUUGGGAGCCGAAUACUCAUCGCCGCCACCGCCAAUGUUUCCAGGCUAUUAAGUAGUACGCCAUUAGCAACUUUUCUAUUUGUUGUAACCAUUUUUAGUUUCACAAAAGAAAACACAUACACACACGGUUUGUAAACUGGGGUCCUUGUGAAGGAAAAUUGUUUGUAAUUUUUAUAUGCAAUGAUCUCUUGAUCAGUUGAUUUCAUCUUUUACUUUUCAGAAAUCGAAAAGUCCAUUGCCUUUAGACCAUGACAACAUGUUCCUCUUGCGCUCUACCAAUGAUGCAAGGAAAAUAUGAGCUCUAUCUAGUUUAUAUUGGUUUCUGAUUCAUAAUUC
This is a messenger RNA of Rhododendron vialii, 3725 nucleotides long. RefSeq names its product pollen-specific leucine-rich repeat extensin-like protein 3. The coding region runs from base 745 to 3441 and encodes 898 amino acids. The transcript has 2 exons. The record is from RefSeq and is a predicted model, not a curated record. NCBI's taxonomy places the organism in Eukaryota, Viridiplantae, Streptophyta, Magnoliopsida, Ericales, Ericaceae. Gene Ontology annotation, molecular function: protein binding.